ACUGUCUAAACUUCGUUGAUUAAUCCAACAGAGCAUCAAAAGGAAACUGCAGCGACAGGGUUGCCAGUUUCAAUACUUUUUCCUCUAUAAAUUAACCAUGCACGAAGCUGCAGCCAAGCACAUUUCUGCAUCUGUUCAACUCAUCAAUUCACGGUUUCCACCCAAUUUGCAACAGUAGUCUACUAUCCUAGAGCUGGAAAUGGAUGUGAAAAGCAAGAUUUUGAUCAUUGGGGGCACUGGAAACAUCGGGAAAUAUUUAGUGGAAGCGAGUGCAAAGGCAGGGCACCCAACGUUUGCAUUGGUCCGAGAAAGCACAAUAUCAGAUCCUAAAAGGGCAGUUAUCAUAGAGAGUUUCAAGAGUUUGGGAGUCAUAUUUCUUCAUGGAGACCUACACAAUCAUCAGCAGUUGGUAAAUGCAAUCAAACAAGUUGACAUAGUGAUCUCUGCAGUCGGGGGAGAUUUGGUAGCUCAUCAAGUUAAGAUUAUUGAAGCAAUUAAAGAAACUGGAAACAUCAAAAGAUUUUUACCUUCUGAAUUUGGGGUUGAUGUGGAUCGUGCGCAUGCUGUUGAGCCAGCUGCUAGCUUAAACAGGACCAAGGUUGAGAUCCGCAGAGCUAUUGAGGCAGAAGGGAUACCUUACACUUAUUUAGUAUCUAACGGAUUUGCUGGUUACUUGAAUUAUAUCCUCAACAACUUUGGAGACUCUUUCUGUGCAAGUCCUCCCAGAGGCAAAAUUGUGAUUCUUGGCGAUGGAAAUCCAAAAGUUGUUUUCACCAAGGAAGAAGACAUUGCUGCAUACACCAUCAAAGCAGCAGAUGACCCAAGGACUCUGAACAAGAGUGUGUACAUUACACCCCCUGCCAACACCUUGUCCUACAACGAAAUAGUAUCAUUGUGGGAAAAGAAAAUUGGCAAGACCCUCGAAAAGAUCUACGUUCCAGGGGACGAAGUUCUUAAGAAAAUUCAAGAGGCUUCAAUGCCAUUAAAAUUGCUCCUGUCUUUGGCAUACACAUUUUUCGUGAAGGGAGAAAUAGCCAACUUUGAGAUCAAGGCUUCUUUUGGCAUGGAGGCAACGGAGCUCUAUCCUGAUGUUAAAUACACCACACUUUAUGUCAGAUCUUUGAGUAUUCUAAAUGCUGAAGGUUCUGAAAGUUUGGAUGUGAAUAUGUCAGCUAAGAAGAGGAGAAUAUCUGUAAGUACAGAGGAGGAACUUGGCAACAGUUUGGAGAGGAAAGAUGCGGCCGAUGACUUUGGAGAACCUGGUAAAUGCACAGAAAACUCUUACUCGCUCCUUCCAGAUUCAGUUAAAGAUAAUAUAAGUCACACUGAAACAAAUAAUACACUUUCGCUAGUCAAGUUGACCAGGAGUGGUUUACUCCUCUUCAUCUUUCCUAAGGGGGAGCACCCUGCCAUUGUUGAUAUUGUGCAAAACAUCAUUCAGUUGCGGGAAAGUGGGAGCCUAAAGUCAGCACAAUGGUGCCACCGUAUAUUCCCUAUCCAAGCCACUUGUAGGUUAGAUGAGAAGGAAGUACACUCUAUAGUGUCAAAGCUAGUCAAUCAGUUUCUGAAAGAUAAAAAGAACAAAGUUAUGCAGCCAGUAAAGUUUGCAGUUGGGUACAAUAGAAGAGGAAUUGAGGAAAUUGAGAUGAAGGAUGUGAGAGUAACUUCAAAUGGUUCCAAAAUAUCUGCUCUCUUAGACCGUGGCAAAUGUUUUAGCAUUGUGGCAGCUGCUGUUAAAGAUGCUGUUCCAGAUUCAAUUGUAGAUCUGAAGUGCCCUGAGCUUGCUGUGCUGCUUGAGGUUCUGCCACUCUCUGGGAUUCCUAAUGAGAGUGUGGUGGUUGGUGUGUCAGUUCUUCCACAAAUGCUUUUUAGUUCAAAACCACGUCUGUGUGUCAAGGCCUUGGUAAAAGGAUGCUAGGUCCAAUGCUGGGAAGAGAGGUUAAUGAUGAUAACCUUGUUUGUGAUGAUAAUCUCCACAAGCAAAGGUGAAGUGAGCAUUCUGUGUUACUCAGAAAGAUGGUGCCGCGUUUGCUACUGCAGAAAUUAAUGCGAUGACGGAUCAAAAUGUAUAGCUACUUGAAGAUGGAUAGUGCAUAUCCCAGCAACUCAAGCUUCCCUGUAAACAGACCAUCCCACAGAAACAUAAAAGAGAGUAGCUCUUUUCUUACUAAUUGCUCUUAACUGGAAACUCCUGGUGGUUAUACUUGGAUAUAAUCAGGAUGCUCUAAUAUAGCUAACUGUUGGGAGCUAUGAUACAAUUAACAUAAAUUGUAUUAGUUAUGUUAGCACCUUGUUGGAGAAUCGGGUAACAGUGAUCAAGGUAUCUUUGUUAAAUUAGAAUAAGGAUUCAGUUA
Molecule: messenger RNA, 2354 nt
Organism: Coffea eugenioides
Lineage: Eukaryota; Viridiplantae; Streptophyta; Magnoliopsida; Gentianales; Rubiaceae
Product: isoflavone reductase homolog PCBER-like
Exons: 10
Coding region: 200-1918 (572 amino acids)
Molecular function (GO): oxidoreductase activity; RNA binding
Source: RefSeq, a predicted model, not a curated record